Messenger RNA from Myiozetetes cayanensis, 1857 nucleotides. RefSeq names its product transmembrane protein 100 (gene TMEM100). Lineage: Eukaryota; Metazoa; Chordata; Aves; Passeriformes; Tyrannidae. Gene Ontology annotation, biological process: cellular response to BMP stimulus. The transcript is spliced from 3 exons. The record is from RefSeq and is a predicted model, not a curated record. Bases 363 to 767 code for a protein of 134 amino acids.
UUUCGCUCUCACCGAGAACUUUGUUUACAGUCCCUUGUGCGGCGAGCGAGCUGCAUCCCCUCGUACUCUGCCUGCGGGCUGGCGGCCGCCGCAGUCCCGCCCGGCGGCCGGGAGGAGGAAACUUCCAUGCUAGAAUAUUGUCACCUCCAGUUCAUCAUUCAGCAACAUCUGACACCUCAAAGCCUGGAGCAGUUCUUUCUGCUGCAUGACUCUGCCUUGAACUGACACAAGAGACAUCUUCAGCACUGUCCCUUGGCUUUUGGGACGAGGAUUUGUUCCCAUUGAUUUCUCACGGACAUGCGCCACCCGUGCUCAGCAGAGCCUGCUCUAGCCUAGGAACCGACCGACUCGAGGCAACCAAGAUGACAAACGAACCUAUUAAAGAGAUCCUGGGCUCCCCAAAGCACCCUGAUUCUGUGACCACGGAGAAGAGCAACAACAAUGACUGUGUGAUCACCACCAUCCCUCUGGUCAGCGAGUGCCAGCUGACGGCAGCCACGGGGGGAGCGGAGCUCUCCUGCUACCGCUGCACCGUGCCCUUCGGGGUGGUCAUCCUCAUAGCCGGCAUCGUGGUCACCGCCGUGGCAUACAGCUUCAACUCCCAUGGAUCCAUCAUCUCCGUCUUUGGAUUGGUCCUCCUGUCAUCAGGACUCCUUCUGCUGGCUUCCAGUGCAGUGUGCUGGAAAAUCAGGCAGCAAAACAAGAAAGCCAAGAGGCGGGAGAGCCAGACGGCGCUCGUGGCAAAUCAGCGAACCUUGUUUGGUUAAAGACAACCAGGAGAAGGCUGGACAGAAGGCAGAGCCUUUGUAAGUCAACUUGGCUAUUUAUCAGUAGGAGAGAUUGCAGGUUUUAAUUUAACUGUGGAAAUGAAAAUGGAAUGGAUUAAGAAAUGCCCUUAACUCUGCAAGUGCUCUUAAUAUUUUCUUACUGCAGACUGGGUAGUGCAGACUUCUUUCCAAGACGGAGGAAAAACCCCUUUUCCUUCACAGAAAACUUUGUCAUCAUAACUGCAACCAUCCUAACUGCGUUCUCCAACACGCUGAUCGUGUUGGAAACGGAACUUGUGGGAACUGAGAAAAUAAUUUGAACUGACUUGAAAUGCCAGAGAUCUCCUUAAACACACACUGUGACAUUUGACCAAGGGAGAAGUCAUAACUUUUGAAGUGACUGCAAGCUUAUGGUCAGAGUGCCUGGGACUUAAACUGUAGCUCAGAAAAUAAAAACCAAACAAAACAAAAAAAGAAGGCCAUUAGAACACACUGCAGUUUGCUCAAUAAGCUGAUUCUUAUAUUUUAUGUAACUUUCCCUUCACAAUAUCUGUGGUACUUCCCCCCCUUUUUUAAACCAACUAAUAUUAAUUUUGUUUUACUAUUGAAUAGAAAUAAGUAGAAAUGUGUAAUUAUAUUGUCUAACCUGAAUAACGAGGUAUGAUUAUAGCUUAAAACAUGAGACUUUUUUUUUUGUAAAUUAAAGUGGUCAGGUUUAGCACUUUUGAUUAUUUUGCUAUAAAAUUAAAAAGUAAAUUUCAUUAAAAUAAUAUUCAGUGCUGCUAGACCUUUAGAAAAUCUUUAUUGCCAUCAAGAUAGCCUGUAUUUUCAACUCUGAUGCUCUGUGAUUCUAUUUUUGUAGAACAACCCCUGUGACAAUAACUGUGAACACAUGCACUGCUGAUCUCUUCCAAAAAUCUCUGUGGCCUGUGGACUUUGGUUUGACAGCCCAUCCCUCUGCAGCUUGAUUACCAGCUCGGUUAUUGAAAAAUCAUAGCAGUCAGUUCUGCAGACACUGGCACAGUCAGUUUGAAACACAACUAUUAAUAAUUCCUCACGGAAGCAAAGCCUCAUGUGUGGUGUUUGCUGA